AUGUGGGUGGCGCCUGCCUGCCUCUGCCUGCCUGCGUGCAUUAUACAGCUGUUAAAACUUAAAAGGGUGAGGGGCAUGCAACACACAUCAUUCGUCCUGACGCUGACGGGCCCCUUCGUCUCGUCCCCUGGCCCCUGCAGCUGCAAAUCCGUAAUGAUCCGCCCUCCCGGGAGCCGGGACGACGGCGUCCUCUCCGUCUCUCCGCUGCGUCCCUUCGAUUUGCUGCUAUUUUUCUUGCAGCCCAGUACAGGCGUACUCCGUACAGCAGCCCAUCUUCGCCUGCUUGUUUCGCGCAAGCUGCUCGUGUACCAUGUCAUGUCCCGGUUAGUAGAAAGUUUCUCGUUUUCGAGCUCGGGACGGCUGCUGGCUGCUGCAGCGGCAGCGGCAGCGACUCCGCGCAGUCGGUCUGUGAAAGCGCCUAGGCCACCAAACGUCGUAUCGUAUCAGGCUCACACAUGCAGACAUCGAAAAAUAGACCCGUGUCCGUGUGCACCUAUACAGCACGUUGCACAAGUAAGCAUUCAGCAAGCAGAGGAGUUUGUGGCACACUCUUCCAAUGUUAACUGCCUCAAGAUUGGGAGGAAGACCUCGCGGGUUCUUGUCACAGGAGGAGAGGAUCAUAAGGUCAAUCUUUGGGCUAUUGGGAAGCCCAAUUCAAUAUUGAGUUUAUCAGGUCACACAAGUGCUGUGGAGUCUGUCGGUUUUGAUUCCACGGAAGUGUUUGUGGCUGCAGGAGCAGCCAGUGGAACAAUAAAACUAUGGGAUUUGGAGGAGGCAAAGAUUGUCCGCACUCUUACUGGACAUAGAUCAAACUGUAUGUCAGUUGAUUUCCAUCCGUUUGGGGAAUUCUUUGCCUCUGGGUCAUUGGACACUAAUCUGAAGAUAUGGGAUAUAAGAAGAAAGAAUUGCAUCCAUACAUACAAAGGUCACACACGAGGGGUGAAUGCUAUUAGAUUCACACCCGAUGGGCGCUGGGUUGUGUCUGGUGGCGAAGAUAAUAUAGUAAAGCUCUGGGAUCUGACAGCUGGAAAGUUAUUACAUGAAUUCAAGUGUCAUGAGGGUCAGAUCCAGUGCAUAGAUUUCCACCCCCAUGAGUUCCUUCUGGCAACAGGUUCAGCUGAUAAAACUGUCAAGUUCUGGGAUUUGGAGACAUUUGAGUUGAUUGGAUCUACAGGACCUGAGGCAACAGGUGUACGGUCCAUGACAUUCAAUCCUGACGGAAGAUCUCUGUUGUGUGGGCUGCACGAAAGCUUAAAGGUUUUCUCUUGGGAACCAAUAAGAUGCCAUGAUACUGUUGAUGUGGGAUGGUCUAGACUUGCUGAUUUGAAUGUCCACGAGGGAAAACUUCUUGGUUGUUCUUUCAAUCAAAGUUGUGUUGGAAUAUGGGUUGUUGAUCUGACGCGUCUUGAGCCAUAUGCAACGGGUACUUCAACAAAACUAAAUGGUCAUUCUGAAUUGAAGACUGUGUCUAGCGGCACUAUGCCUUUACAAAAUGAUAGUGGUUCAAGGGCUAACAUAGGGCGGCCAUCAGUCUUGCAAAAUUCAGAGAAUAACUUGAAAACUUCUUCAGGAAGAUUGUCGGCUUCCCAGAACUCUGAUUCUGCACCCAAAGAGACUAAAUCAGCACCCUCAAGCGGGUUGGUCCCAAGCACACCACAAAGGGCUGGAGUUAGCUCCAAUAAUAGAUCUGUUGGAAAUUCAGCUUUUCAAUCUGGUGGUACCACCUUGAAGAGAAGUUCGUUGCGGAGUAACAGUGCCUCUAAUGUUCACAAUUUCAGUAAAGCUGAUGUAGUGCCUGUCAUUGUUCCCAGAACUAGCUCAGGAGGGGAGUUGGCUACUGAUUCUAGAAGCGAUGCUGCUGAUGUGCCACCUGUUGUUCCUAAGGUAACCCAAAGGGUUGAUCCUGCUACCGAUUCUAGAAAAGAAAGCAAUGAUGUGGAACCUGUUAUUCCUAGAGCAAGCUCAAGAAUGGAAACAGCCUCUGAUUCAGCACCCAUUUCUACUUCCAAGUCAGGCAGAAGGUUGGAAUCUGCCCCUGAUUCAAAAAAAGAAAGUGCUGAUACAGCACCUGUUGUUGUUUCCAAUCCCAGGGCAAAUGUAAGAAUGGAGAUGGCCUCUGAUUCUGCUCCCGCUCUUUCAAAGUCAAACAGAAAGCUAGAUUCUGGUACUGAUUCAAAGAAAGAAAGUGCGGAUGCAGUACCUGUCAUUGUACCCAGAACAAAUUCUAGAAUGAAAAUGAUUUCUGAUUCUAGGAGAGAACCUUCUGCUGGAAGAGUAUCACCAUUCAGAAUCCAGUCAAGAUAUGCUGAGCUACGGAAGCUAACCCAUGCCAAAACUGAUUCAAACAAAGUUGAUAGCGGAAGUAAAAUUACUGAAACAGAUGACUUCAAUUGCCAAAUAUUUCUUCCCUGUAGAAAUGGUGUUUUUCAAACAAUAAGUUCUGAAGAAUCUCGUGAAGAUGUAAAGUGUGGUCCAGUUGACAGGAUGGGAUUUUCGAAUUCAUCAGAACCAAAUGCAAGUGUCCGCAGUGAGAAUUAUGUUUCUAGAAUACGCAAACCAAGAGAUAACUGCUAUAUCGAAGUUUCAAGAGCAGGGCGAGCAAGGUCAAGUGUCUCUAAUUGGGAAGGGAGGGAUCAGUCCCCUAGUCACGAAGAACCGACAACAAGCAGUUCUUCGCUGGCUCCUACAGGACGUCCAUAUUCAUCUAGAGGAAACAAUCAAAAAGCUUCUGAAACUCCAAUCAUAGCUAGCGAUGAAGAUGUUCUAUCUCUUAUCAUGGAGCAACAUGAUCUAUUUCUAAGCUCAACAAAGUCUCGGCUGACAAAAUUGCAGAUUAUUCAUCAAAUGUGGGAAAGAAAUGACGUCAGGGGUGUGCUCUCUGCGAUGGAAAGGAUGGGUGAUCAUGCUGUCUGUGCUGAUAUGGCUAUUGUUCUGAUGGAGAGAAGUGAAAUAAUCACACUAGAUUUAUGUACCUCUAUCCUGCCUGUUGUCACUGAUCUUCUGGAGAGUAAAAUUGACAGACACUUAAGCGUUGCAUUGGAAUUAUUGGUGAAGCUUGUAAGGACUUUUGGUCCAAUGAUACAUUCAACAGUAUCAUCAGGUCCUUGUGUUGGCGUAGAUCUUGAGGCAGAGCAAAGGAGGGAGCGCUGCAACUUAUGCUUCAUUGAAUUGGAGAAGGCAAAAAAUAAGCUUCCGUCUCUAACAAGAAGAAAAGGGGCGAUUGCAAAUGCUGCACAAGAGCUUGCUCUUGUCUUCCAGGAAAUCAUGAGUUGA
Miscanthus lutarioriparius is the source of this 3273-nucleotide messenger RNA. Lineage: Eukaryota; Viridiplantae; Streptophyta; Magnoliopsida; Poales; Poaceae. The record is from the annotation of a GenBank genome assembly.